UGGUUGCACGCACGCUCGGGGGUGACGGGUGCGUCUACAUUGCGCGAGGAGGGCGAUGGAGAUUUCGUGCGCCUUGCUGGCGAUCGAGUGAGACGCGCCAUUCGUUGAACUGUGUCACAUCGUCGUCGUCGUUGUCCGUAUAUCAAAUUGUUCGUGAUAAGAGUGGCACGAAUGGACAAAGGCAGCGCAUAAAAGAAGGAACCCUCGCGAGCGCAACGGGGUGACAAAAUGUCGAUGUAUCACUGUUUAUUGUGAACGAGUCGAAGAAACGAGGCAGAAAGGCAAAGGGAGAGAGAGACAAACAGAGAAAGAGAGUAAAUAAGAGGAUUGAUAACGAUUGCGAUACCUAUCUCUCUCUCUCUCUCUCUUUCUCUCUCUCGGAUUGUUGUGAUUUAGAGACGUAGACCAUAACGACGGGCGCCAAAGACGGGCGGAGCUCCGUCACAUUUCUUGCCUUUCCAGAGGGGCAAGGAAAAGAGUGAAACAAAGAAAAGGGAAAGAGACUGAUAUUUCUUCGGGAUAGAACAAAGGUGCGAAAAACAUAUACCAUGGCAAGGACUGAUCAUCAACCGAUAAUGCGACAUAAUUCGUAACGGGAACGGGGGGCUGCCCCGAAUACGGAGUCGCCUUGAGACGGCAAGCGAGGAAACGACCCGGUAACUCGCGGAGAGAUGUAUGCCGCGGCGGGAGGUGCGAGUAUCGCCAAUCGGAGAAAGCAGAAGCGGCUGCAGCUCAACAAGCAAGUGCCGAUCAAUGUCGUUCCAUCAAGACUGAAGACUGGCUUACCUCCUGGUCCGCGUCACCAGCAACACUAUCAGCAUCACCAGCAUCAGCAUCAGCACCAACACCAGCAUCAGCAUCAUCACCAGUAUCAUCAGCACCACCACCAUCACCACCAUCACCCGACCAAGCUCGCCGCCUGUCCGCAUCAAGUCACAUCAGCACAGCAAGCCCCGCGAGCGCAAAACCAGGCACCGACGUCGACGUCGUCGUCAUCCGCUGCAUUUCACCCGGUCAUCGACGAUCGGCGCCGUCACAUCGACCGUCACAAGUCCCAGCAGGUCGCUCCAGUCUCGCCGAUCCAAUUCCCGAUUUCACCGCCCCCGCUCUCCCUCGAAUCCUCGGCAUCCGCCACCACCUUCCCGGCCAACAAGUCCAGCAACUUUCCCUUCCCGCCACCCUCAAUCCUCGAUCUCCGAGUUUCGCCUCCUACUUCGGAGCUACAGUGCGGCGGCCAAGGACCUGGCGGCAAGGCGGCGUGGCAAGGAUGCAGCAGACCUUCGCCCCUUCCUUUAUCUCCCACAUCGCCUGGAUACAGAACGAAGCAAUGCGAAGCACAUCGACGAUGGAUGAAAAGAAACAGGAUAAGAGACGCCAGUUACUGCUACGGAAGCAGCGGCGAGGACGACGACGAAGAUGACAGCAGUAACGCCAUUCAUCAGCGAGGCGAGGUCAGCGCGGCGGUGAACACCGUGCUCUACGUCGGUUUGGGGACCACCGCGCUUGGUUUAGUUAUCUCAUUCGUCGGCACCGGGGAGAAAGGUUUCCUAAGUCCGCAGCUGAGGCUAGUCGGCCCAUCGUUACUGUGUGCCGGUUUGCUGUGCUGUCUGUUCCGCGUGUUGCUGUGCCUCUGUCUAUGUCACUGUGGUCAGUGUCGCUGGCGAUUCUGUCAAGUCGGCUCGCACAAAGAGAAAACGAGGAAAGCGGACACGCAACCGGGACCGGGAACGUUAUCGACCGCUUCGUUGUUGCCGCCGUCGAUGCAUCAAGAACGAGAACGUCCAGUUGCUCCCACGAGCCGCUCCGUGUCGCCGGCGACGAAGGGACACGAGCUCCUGCUCUCACCUGCCCAAUUACCGGAGUAAAGGACAACGUGAUUCGCGCGCUCACGAACAUUUUCUACGAAUGAAUUCUAUAUACCAUACGCCGAUUUACUGCCGGUUCACGCCCGAUUGCUCGAUCCUAGUUUCCAUUACGGCCUGAACCGCGAAAUUUCGCAGCCUAAAAAGUAGCCUAAAU
Messenger RNA from Atta colombica, 2019 nucleotides. RefSeq lists its product as uncharacterized. Bases 672 to 1865 code for a protein of 397 amino acids. The record is from RefSeq and is a predicted model, not a curated record. Lineage: Eukaryota; Metazoa; Arthropoda; Insecta; Hymenoptera; Formicidae. The transcript has 4 exons.